Molecule: messenger RNA, 1864 nt
Organism: Sander lucioperca (pikeperch)
Lineage: Eukaryota; Metazoa; Chordata; Actinopteri; Perciformes; Percidae
Gene: dnajc30a
Exons: 1
Coding region: 81-1109 (342 amino acids)
Source: RefSeq, a predicted model, not a curated record
CCAACCGGGGGGCGCUGCAGUUAGAACGAGCCACCAUCAGCAGCCCGGAAAUCAGCUUUCGUCUUUUGCCCCCUUCAAACAUGGCGGAGGUCAGGUUAUGUUUUGGAAGGGGAGCGUACAACUUUGCACACAAAUUCUACAACCGACAACUCCUUGAAAGUCAAGAUAAAGGUGCAAUACAGGCUUCUUCUCUAUCGACUGGGUUACUGUUGGGUGAUAUCCAAAAUGGAGAACUGCAUGGAGCCGAUAAUGCAGCAGACAAAGUGACCGGUGGAGUUUCAAAGGACAAUUACACAAGCGUGACACUACUGUAUGGUUCGGUUAACGAGGUUUGGGAAAACGCAAAUGUCGCUGAAUUUUACGAUUUUUUUGGACUCAACAAAGAGUAUUCACUUUCUAAUAAGUCCAAGGUUCAAAAUAUAGAGACAAAUCUACCCUGGUACCGGAUUAACGCCAUGUUUCGGAGGACGUUGUGCACCUCCGGGUCCGCUCGUCGACAACAGACUUUCGGUUUGUGUUGGGGACAUGGACAGUUCAUCAGAGCUUACAGCGGCAACGGAACCCGAUCUGAGCCCCUUUACAAAACCAAAACAGGCUACUAUGAAAUCCUGGAGGUGUCCCCUACCGCCACUCAAGUCCAGAUAAAAACAGCCUACUACAAGCAGUCCUUCAUCUACCACCCGGAUAGAAACGCCGACAGUGAGCACGCCACUGUCCGCUUUUCUGAGAUCAGCGAAGCCUAUACCGUGCUGGGCAGUAAGGCACUGCGGAAGAAAUACGACCGGGGUAUGUUGAGUCAGUCGGACCUUAUGGCAACAGCCAGACCCUCCGCCAAGGACACAGGGAGCUCCGCGAAACAGACGACCGAAAGCCGACGGUCUAUGGUGGGCGCAGACAGCCGAGGAGACGUCUUUGAUUUCGACAAGUUUAUCAAGGCCCACUACAACGAGCAGCUGCAGAGAGAAAGAGAUAUCAGAGUCCGAAAAGAGGAGAUGCUUAAGAAGAAGCAGGAGACGAUUGAGGAGAAGAAGAUGGGAAGGAUGAUGGAGAUGGGAGUUGCGGUGCUGAUAGCGAUGGCCGUGGGUAUACUGGCCAGCUUAAAGCGGUGAUGAAGUGUUGAAAUGAAAUAUUUCAGUUCAUCAGUUUGCAAUCCCAGCACAGUGCUGUAUACUUUCAUACUGUCUGAACACAGCAUUCACUGGUUUUUGCCCAGUGUAGCGUUUGUCAAUCACACACGCACACAGUCAAUGCGACUCCCAGCAGUAGGGAUUACUAGUACUGACAGUUUUGAGUCUGCCAUACAUAUCAGAAUAAAAGGACAUUAUUAUUUUAUUUUAAAUCAGUAAUUAUCUGGUUAAAGAAUAAAUAACAUGAUUAUGAAUCUUACCAGGCAAUCGCAACAUUCUGUACUUUCCAGUUCUGAUACAGAAACAUUUGAGUCCGUAGAGUAUUAGGGUUCGACACCCAGCUUUACCCACGAGUAAUGCACUGUGCCGUGAAUGCUGUCUUCAAAUUAAAUCCACAAGUCACUGGUUGAUUUACAACCAACAACCGUUCAACUUUGGCUUUUAUAAAGUCAUCUGUCUUGCAGAUAUCUUUAUUUUUAAUGGUUAAACUGGUUUAAAUUAUAUUUAACGUAUUGCUAUUUAUGAAAUAUGUGUGGCAAUGUAAGGAAUUAUGGGAUGUGUGUGUCAUCAGUCAUCUUGAGAGCCCAUGAAACGGGGGUAUUAUAGGAACUGUAGGUUUAUGCUCAUUAAAAAGGUGCCUUGGAUGAUAGCUAUUGUAAACAUUAUGAUUACAUUGUUCAGAUAUUUAACUAAUAAAUACAUCUUGAGCAGUGCCUGUCAGAGCACAGUGAAACAAA